AGAAUGGAGGUUUUGCACUGACUACCAUUGCCUCAACGACGUCAUGAAAAAGGACUGUUAUCCACUGCCCCGAAUUGACGAGUCCUUAGACCAGUGUUUGAGCAGGGGGCAGUGUAGCGUCGUGCGGGGCUUUUUAGGACUAUUACUUUUCCUGUAAAUAGCUGUAUUCUGUGUAUUGCCGUACAGUGAGUGUGAUGUGUCUGUUUAUGAUUACUUGCCUGUUUCCAGCGAGGUCCGCUCUAUGCCGCCUACCAGGCUAAGUGCGCCCCGCACGGAGUCUGCGUGCUGAACAGCGAUUGGUGCGGAAAAAGGGGGGCGUGGGGGAGGGUGUGGUCACAUCCGACUCUAUUUAAACCGCAGCCUGCGCGCUGUAUUGUUUAUCUGCAGUGACAGAGAGAGAUCUGAGGGAGUAAGGUGAAGAGCUAAAUAAAUCGAUUUUGUACUAAAAGACAUAAUAAACGGCACUUAUAAGCGCCAAAUCUUUUCAAUUUUUCUAAGAGCAAUAAAAGGCACUUCCACGCGCCAAAGACCUUUGCAGCGUCUCCUUCUUCCCACUGGAAUCCACUACACGCCGCUGCCGCAGUAUAAUUGUUACAAACAAUACUAACGCGCAGUACAGUUACAAUACAACACAACGCAGUUACAUUCAAUUAAUCGUAUAACUACUGAAUUUACUAGUGUCAAAGAUGUUUUAUUUGACAGUGGCCAAUUACUAACACAUUAAUCACAUUUAUUUCAAUGGAUUCUUCGCCUCCAACCGUCCGCGUCAGCGUCCCCGUCGCCCUGCCAUUUAAUACGUUUCUUAUUUGAAAUAUCCAACAUGAAUUUUAGCUGUUACAGUAGUUACUACAAGAAGGAAACAGCUUAUCUUGCAUAGCCUGCGUGCAAUACCGACACCUCCCAUUGCUAUCCUUACUUCUGUAUGGAAGGUGAAAAUGCGGAAGUUUCCACCCAGAAAAAAUAUAGCCAGCAGAGAAGGAUCACAUUCAACCACAUGACAUUUAUUCCAGCACGAAUAAAGUUGGAACUGUCCAGGAUUAUUGCAAUAUUAUAAAAAUAUAGUUCAAACUUCUAUGGCCACUCUGCCAGUCGCAGAUAGGAGAGCGUUUGCUCUUAAAAUCAACAGAUAUUCAUCAGCAGAAAUAAGGAAACAGUUUGUCGGACAAUAUGGGGCGGGGCCAUACCAUCAACGCCAGAGUUCAACAGCUUCUGGUGCUUCUAUCUCGCUGCAGCUACCUCAGUUUUAUGAAGCAGUGGAGCCGCUGGACUUUGAAGAAUUCCUGAUGACUCAGAUGAAUAGUGCAGACUCAGAAUUAAUGCAGGAGCUGGGGGACUUUCCUGAAGACGACUUAAACAUUGAGCUUGCUCCCAGGGAGUGCCGGACGGAGCAGCACUCAGUCCCAGAGGAUGGGGAGGAGCUGGAUCCACAUGUCAGGGACUGUGUUCAGACUUACACUCAACCCUGGCUUGUUGUCAGCAGAAAGUAUCAAGGAGAUGGAGGCAGCAUAUAUUCCGAUAGAAUGGGCCUGCACAAAACCUUGCAGAAACAGAUCUUUGAAUCUGAUGAACAGCGAGAUUCCAGCAGUCAAGAACACCAGGUCAAAUCCCAAAAGCUGUCUGUUUUGUGUGACUCCGGGCGGCCGACUCUCACCUCCACUGACUUUGACCUGCGGGGUCUCCAGCCAGACAGCCGUGUGGAGACCCUCCUGCGGUUCAGCAGCCCCGAGGACCUCGACAGGCAGAACGGGGAGGCCCGCAAGGCCGGCCGUCUGCCAGAGCUCUUCGCACUUUACCCACCCGCGGAUGAGGAGGAUGCAGUGGAAAUACGGCCAAUUCCAGACUGCCCGAAGGAACACAUUGGCCACAGGAUUCAAAUCAGAUGCCAAGUCAUAAAGUGUGAGAUAGAAAUAGAGCCUCUUUUUGCAAGCUUAGCCUUGUAUGAUUUGAAAGAAAAGAAGAAGAUUUCAGAGAACUUUUACUGUGACCUGAACUCAGAUCAGUUCAGAGGGUUCCUUCGAUGUCACACGCCCCAUAUAGCACUGUCCAGCCAGGCAAGAUCAGCUGUCUUCUCCAUCACUUACCCCUCUCCUGAUAUCUACCUCGUAAUAAAGAUUGAGAAGGUCCUUCAGCAGGGUGAGAUCAGUGAAUGUGCAGAGCCGUACAUGAUGAUGAAAGACAGUGAUAAUGCAAAGAACAAAGACAAACUUGAAAAGUUAAGAGCUCAAGCUGAAUCGUUCUGCCAGAGACUUGGGAAAUACAGGAUGCCAUUUGCCUGGGCCACUGUUAACAUAAUGAAUGUGAUCAGCACAGCUACCCUUGACAGAGACAUUGUCGAAUCAGACAGCACCAAUGGUAAAGCUGCUGGAGAUAGAAGGACUCUUGGACCAAGCAGAAGGAAUUCAGAAAAGUUCAACUCUCUAGAAGACCAGUAUAACUUGUCAGGCUUCAAACCUGCAACUAUUACCAUAAGCACUUUCUGUAAACAGGAGGGAGACAGGCUAAGUGAUGAAGAUUUAUUUAAGUAUUUAGCUGACCUUAAAAGAACUUCAACAUUGCAGAGAAGAAUUAAACCAAUAACAGGUACUAUCAAGCUGGAUAUCAUACCAGCCCCAGACACUGUACACGGUUGUCUCACCUCUGACCUGAUACCAGUGAGGCCAGUAACUGAGAAGAAUGUCCGGCCAGUCCGUGAAGUUCUAGAGUUCCCAUCACAAGAGGUUUAUGUUCCACACACCAUAUACAGAAAUCUACUAUAUGUCUACCCACAAAGGCUAAGUUUUGCUAAUCGUCUGGCUUCAGCAAGGAACAUCACCAUCAAAAUCCAGCUUAUGUCUGGAGAGGAUGCAAGCCACGCAAUGCCGGUUAUUUUCGGGAAAUCCAGUGGUCCAGAGUUUGUACAUGAAGUAUAUACUACCAUUACUUAUCACAACAAGUCUCCAGAUUUUUAUGAAGAAGUGAAAAUUAAACUCCCCGCCAAACUCACAGAGAAACAUCACCUUCUCUUCACCUUCUAUCACAUCAGCUGCCAGCCGAAACAGAACCAGACAGCCAGUGUGGAAACCCUCAUUGGAUACUCAUGGUUUCCAAUUCUAGUCAAUGAGCGGUUGCAGACUGGACAACAUUGUCUUCCUGUAGCUUUGGACAGACUGCCCAACAAUUACUCAUUACAUUCUCCAGAGAAAUUCCCUGCCCAGACACCUCCAAUAAAAUGGGUAGAAGGUCAUAAGGGAGUCUUCAAUCUCGAAGUGCAAGCUGUCUCUUCUGUGCACACACAGGAUAACCACUUGGAGCGGUUCUUCACUCUGUGCCAUGCUCUUGAGGGCCGGGUAACAUUCCCUAUCCGCGUUCUAGAUGACAAGAUCCUAGAGAGCAAACUGGAGCACGAGCUUAAAAUGAGCAUCAUCUCUCUGUCCUCGUCUCGUCUGGAGCCGCUGGUCCUCUUCUUGUACCAAGUGCUGGAUAAACUGUUUCACCUCAUUGUGCAGCCCAUGGUCAUUGCAGGACAGGCAGCCAAUUUUGCCCAGAUUGCUUUUGAGUCUGUGGUAUCAGUUGUGAACAGUCUCCACAACAGUCAAGAACUUGCAAAGGACCAACAUGGAAGAAACUGCUUGCUGGCAUCAUAUGUCUACUUUGUGUUCCGACUGCCAGACACACACAGAGAGCUCUUGAAUACAGGCUCAGCGAUGUCUUCGGUUGUCCCCGAGGCUCGCUAUUACACAAUGGGGCGUGCCAGUGCUUCCACUGUUGGUUCUAAGCUCCUUCAGUCACGGGUUCUAAGCAGCAGCAACCCUGACAUCCCUGCCCCCCAGGCUGCAGCUGACCAGGAGGUCCAAAACAUCAUGACACCCAAGGGUAUGAAUAUCCCUGGAAAUCGAAUGUCUUCCUAUGUAGAAGUUUCUAACUACUUCCAGAAUACUGCUGGUAGUUCAAGAGCUACACACAAAAAGCAAUUCCACGAGGAGCUGGCUCUUCAGAUGGUGGUCAGUACUGGUGUAUGUAGAGAAAAUGCCUAUAAAUACGCCUGGUUCUUUUUUGAGCUUCUGGUUAAAAGCAUGGCCCAGUAUGUUUGCCAAAUGGAGAAACAGGGCACCCCUCGCAGAAGUCGUUUUUCAGAUCGAUUUAAGGAUGACAUCGCCACUAUUGUGAAUGUAGUGACUGCCGAGAUUGGAACAAUUUUAGUAAAGCAGCAAAAGGAAAUUGAACAAGCAGAAAAGAUCAACAUUAGCCUGGCGUUUUUCUUGUAUGAUCUCCUGUCUCUCAUGGACCGUGGCUUUGUCUUUCAACUUGUACGGAACUACUGCAAUCAGAUGUGUGUCAAGCUGAAUUCCAUGCCCACUCUCAUUUCAAUGAGGCUGGAGUUCCUGAGGAUCCUGUGCAGCCAUGAACAUUAUCUUAAUCUCAACCUGUUCUUUGUGAAUCCCACCUCUGCCCCAGCAUCACCAUGCCCAUCACUGUCUUCCCAGAACUCAAGCUCUUGCUCCAGCAUUCAGGACCAGAAGAUUGCAAGUAUGUUUGAUCUGUCUCAAGAGUACAGACAGCAGCACUUCCUGACAGGGCUCCUCUUCACGGAGCUCAGUGCAGCCCUCGACCUGGAGACUGAGGGAAUCAGCAAGGUUCAGAAGAAGGCUAUUAAUGCCACUCACAGCUUGCUGUGUUCACACGACUUGGACCAGCGAUGCAGUCGCCCAGAAGUGAGGUCUAAAAUAGCUGCACUCUACCUUCCUCUGGUCGGCAUUAUUAUGGAUUCCUUGAGUCAUUUGGAUUUCACAGUUGCAGAGACUCGAGGUGGCAAGGGGAAGCCAGAGGAGGAGCCGGAACCUGUAACACCAAUCAGUCAAACGGUUGCUAUGGCAAUUGCAGGGAAUCCAUUUAAUCCGCUGACAAGAAACACUCUAACAUCAAUGACAUCUGCGUCUGGAAAGUCAAGUGGGGCGUUAACAGCUGAAACCAGCCGGAACCUACUUAUCUGUUUCUUGUGGAUAAUGAAGAAUGCUGAUCAAAUUCUGAUUCAAAAAUGGGCAAUGGACCUACCCUCUUCCCAGCUAAACCGUCUUUUGGAACUGCUGUACAUAUGUGUCUCGUGUUUUGAGUACAAGGGGAAGCAGGCGAACUCCGACAAAGUAAGUACCCAGGCUCUUCAGAAGUCCCAGCAAGCAAAAGCCAGACUAGAGGAGGCCUUACUGGGAGGAAUGGGAGCGAGAGGAGAGAUGAUGAAACGCAGCAGAGGUACAGCAGGGAAUGAAAGGAUUCAAGGACUAAAUGAAAACUUGAGAUGGAGAAAAGAUUUGACACAAUGGAGGCAAACUAAUGACAGGCAGGACAAAACAAAAGAUGAGCUUGAGCAAGAAGCUAUCAUCAGUGGCAAUUUGGCCACGGAGUCUAAUCUGAUCAUUUUAGACCUCCUAGAAAUCAUUAUCCAGAGUAUUUCUAACUCAGACUGCAAAGACAAUGUGCUGGGUGGAGUCCUGAGGGUCCUGCUGCACUCCCUCAGCUGUAACCAGAGCACCCACUACCUGGCUCACUGCUUUAGCACACUCCGAUCUCUCGUUGUGAAGUUUGGGGACGUGUUGUUUGAAGAAGAAGCUGAGCAGUGUGCUGAUCUGUGCCAGAAGGUGCUCCAGCACUGUAGCAGCAGCCUUGACAGCACUAGAAGCCAGGCCUGCGCCACCCUCUACCUCGUCAUGAGACACAGCUUCGGAUCCACCAGCAAUUUCUCCAGGGUGAAGAUGCAGGUUACUAUGUCGUUGGCAUCCCUUGUGGGUAAAUCUUCAGAUUUCCAUGAGGAGUAUCUGAGAAGGUCUUUACGAACCAUCCUAGCAUAUGCUGAAGAAGAUGUGGAGAUGCAGCCAACACAAUUACCUUGUCAGGUUGAGGAGCUGCUGAGGAACCUGAACAGCAUCCUGUCUGACACUGUGAAGAUGAGGGAGUUCCAGGAGGACCCUGAGAUGCUCAUGGACCUCAUGUACAGGAUAGCCAAAGGGUAUCAAACCUCCCCUGACCUGCGUCUAACCUGGCUUCAGAACAUGGCUGAGAAGCACACCAAGAAGAAGUGCUACACCGAGGCGGCAAUGUGCUUGGUCCACGCAGCUGCACUGGUGGCAGAAUAUCUGAGCAUGCUAGAGGACCACAAGUACCUGCCCGUGGGUAGCAUCAGCUUCCAGAAUAUCUCAUCCAAUAUCCUAGAAGAAUCGGCUGUUUCUGAUGACAUUCUGUCGCCUGAUGAAGAUGGAAUGUGUACAGGGAGGUACUUCACGGAAAAUGGCCUGCUGGGACUGCUUGAGCAGGCAGCUGAACUCUUCAAUACUGCUGGGCUGUAUGAGACUGUAAACGAGGUCUACAAAGUUGUCAUCCCUAUUCUUGAAGUUCACAGAGACUUCAGGAAACUGACCUCCACUCACGAUAAAUUGCAGAAAGCCUUUGAGAGCAUCAUAAAGAAGGGCCACAAAAGAAUGUUUGGAACCUAUUUCCGUGUUGGUUUUUAUGGAUCCAAAUUUGGAGAUCUGGAUGAACGUGAAUUUGUCUACAAGGAGCCUACCAUUACCAAACUGCCAGAGAUCUCGCACAGAUUAGAGGGAUUUUAUGGACAGUGUUUUGGGCAAGAUGCUGUGGAGGUGAUUAAAGAUUCCACUCCAGUUGACAAGUCCACUUUGGAUCCUAAUAAGGCCUACAUUCAAAUUACGUAUGUGGAGGCAUUCUUUGACGACUACGAAAUGAAAGACAGAUUGACCUACUUUGAAAAGAAUUUCAACCUGCGGCGGUUCAUGUACACCACCCCAUUUACAAAAAGUGGCCGUCCCCGAGGGGAGCUUAAUGAACAAUACAAGAGGAAGACCAUCCUUACCACUCUGCAUGCCUUUCCGUACAUUAAGACCAGGAUUAAUGUGAUUCAGAAGGAAGAGUUUGAUCUCACCCCCAUUGAAGUUGCCAUUGAAGACAUGCAGAAGAAAACCCUGGAGCUGGCAGUGGCCACCCACCAAGAGCCGAUUGAUGCCAAAUUACUACAGAUGGUCUUGCAGGGAUCAGUGGGAGCAACUGUUAAUCAGGGACCACUGGAGGUAGCUCAGGUGUUUCUGAAUGAAAUCCCAGGAGAUCCGAAGCUUUUCAGACAUCAUAACAAACUGAGGCUGUGCUUUAAAGAAUUUAUCAUGAGGUGUGGGGAGGCAGUAGAAAAGAAUAAGCAUCUGAUUGCUAGUGACCAGCGGGAGUAUCAGCAGGAACUGAAGAAGAACUAUAUUAAGCUGAAGGAGAAUCUGAGACCGAUGCUUGAGAGAAAGAUCCCAGACCUGUACAAACCUUUAGUCAAACCUCGCGUUGAGUCCAGGGAAUCAUUUAAAAGACAUAGUUUCCGAAGAACUGCUGAUGAAAAUUAAUGGGGUGAAGAGCUGUUUCCCCCAGGUUCACUGUCUUAAUUGAAAUGACAACAUCGGUAAUGAGAACAAUUUGAUCCCUUAUUUGCGGAAGCUUAUGGCGGCAAAGGGAAAGCCUAUUACAAGCUGUUGCCACACACUUGAUAAUUUUAAUGGAAACUUUUAUGAACUGCCUGCAAAUUACACUAGCAUAGCCUUGGUGUGAAGCAGCUUUUGAUGUAGCACAUGCGGUUUAUAGCUCCCUGGCCCUUAAUUACCUGGUUUCAGAACUUGGAGUUGUUUCUCUUAAUAGCUGUUUUCAAUUGGAAGAUUUAAGGAGUUUCACAUAAGGACCAGUGACUGGAAAGUACACGUAUAUAACAACACUGUACAGAGUUGUUUUUUUAGCUUCAUGUAUAUUUGCGCCUGUUUUGAGUGGACACACUUGUAAUUAUUUUAUUUCUGAAGUACUGUAGAAUAUAGUUUUAAAAAAGCAGGUAAAUAUUAUAAAAAGAAAAUGUAUAUAUUGCUAACAGUUCAGUGUUAAAUACAGGUUUUUUUUAAUUCAAAUAAAAGCAGUGCUUUAACCCUUUAUAGUUGGUUCACACACAACAAUUUUUCAUAGAAAAUCGGGUCCCCCUGUGUAAAGCAAAGUACUGCCCCUGUCAAACAGUACCAUACACAUGCAAAAAAAGAUGCAUUCUGAUAAACUGUUUUCAAAUGAGACCAAGCGCCCACUCGCCAAUACUGAUAAAGAAUUAGUUUCAUAAUUCUAUAGCACAAAAGUCAGUCCUAUUUUUAUACUUAGAUUUACUACUUAUUUUGUAGAAAAAAAAACCAUCCUUAAUUUAUUGUUUGCGUGAUUGUUACCCUUCCAUGGUGUCGUUAAAAGCCGCAGUCAGAACUAGGGUUAAACAUAACAUGCUUAAUAGUUGUGGUUUUCCAAAAACACUUUCAAAUGCAAAUUACUGAAUGUUCUGUUUUUCAACUUGCACUGUAUAUUACAUUGAUACAGAGAUGUAGUUGUAAAAGCUGUAUGUGUAUUAUGACUGAAAUGAUGUCAGUACUGUUAACUGUGUAAUUUUAGAGCCAUAUUACUGUUCUUAGAAGUGCCUUACAGAGCAAAUAUGAUACAUUUUUAACAACAUUUUAGAAUGGAACAUGUAUUGACAUGAAAAGAUCCAGAAUCAUUAAAGUUAGGUAACACAAAUAAUAUUUUCUUAGACUGUUACUUCAUACCAAUUUGCUGCUUUGUUGUAAAUCAAUGUUGUUUUUUUUGUAUUUUAAACACUGGAGUCUAUACAUGUACAAAUACAUGUAAUAUAUAUUGUUGUUUUUUUCAAUGCAUAGGCCUAACUAAUCUAUAUGGUACUUGAGAAAAAUAUGUCAACAUGUCUGUGGAUACACUGAUAUGUAGAUUUACUCAACUGUUACAGUAUCUUGUUUAAAAUUGGACCUAACCUGUACAAAAUAUACAAGAAUAAAGAUAGCUGACUUACAUGAUAUACCAUUUCCUAGUUCAUGUCAAUUUCUUCAAAUGAGAACAUGAAUAUUAGAUUUAACAUGUUUUACUUCUUCAACAAAGUGAAGAAAAAGAGAUAGCAACUUUCCAUCGCAGCUUUCUGAGAGUCGGUGUUGGGGGACUGUGACAGAGAAAGGAUGAUUCUUGGUGUUAGAUCUCCCUCCCGACCUGUGAGGGCGCUGUGUAAAGUGAACAGAGUACCCUGGACUGGAUGGCCUGACAAUUCAUUCCCAGGGUUCGGUAGAAGUCGGCCAUCUAGAAAGGGGGCGGAGCUAUGGUACAUUAAAUCACUGACCCGGAAGGGAAACUAUGUGGCAGCCGCAGAUUGGAGGAGCAGUUGCACUCGGUAUAUAAGGGGAGGUGAUCUGUCCCUUGUGAUGGUUACGCUAAUACCGAAAGGACCUGUGUUAUAUAAAGAAUCAUGAGUGUUUUGUUUGUUUUGUCUGUCUGUCUAAAACGCACUGUUUGUUUGUUUGUUUGUUAAACUAGACGGCUAACAUGAUCCGGAGCUGUCGCCUACGGCCAGCACUAAACCCGUACAACACUGCACUACUUGUUCACCGCUGUAAAUUGUACUUUCAUCACAAGCACUACAGCACUCACUUGGAUUGGUGACCGUGUUUGUGUUUUGUGUAUUAAUUGGAUUAUUGUUUAUUGUUUAUGGGACUGCAUCCCUUCGUUAUUCACUGCGAAAUACACAUCGCUGUGCAUUGCCAGCCCUCCUAUUUGUUUUCUGUUUGGUCAUCAGACCCCUUGGAUUUAAAAAUAAACAGAAAUCAUUUCACCCAUA
This is a messenger RNA of Acipenser ruthenus (sterlet), 9658 nucleotides long. RefSeq names its product dedicator of cytokinesis protein 8-like. Bases 1074 to 7370 code for a protein of 2098 amino acids. The transcript is spliced from 48 exons. The record is from RefSeq and is a predicted model, not a curated record. Gene Ontology annotation, biological process: positive regulation of establishment of T cell polarity; positive regulation of T cell migration; small GTPase-mediated signal transduction. Gene Ontology annotation, cellular component: cell leading edge. Lineage: Eukaryota; Metazoa; Chordata; Actinopteri; Acipenseriformes; Acipenseridae. Gene Ontology annotation, molecular function: guanyl-nucleotide exchange factor activity.